Aedes albopictus (Asian tiger mosquito) is the source of this 5079-nucleotide messenger RNA. Its product is annotated as chaoptin. The transcript is spliced from 5 exons. NCBI's taxonomy places the organism in Eukaryota, Metazoa, Arthropoda, Insecta, Diptera, Culicidae. The record is from RefSeq and is a predicted model, not a curated record. Gene Ontology annotation, molecular function: protein binding. Bases 500 to 4585 code for a protein of 1361 amino acids.
UCGACGUAGGCUCAGAGACGGUGUCAGUCUUCAACUCGCAGCGCGUUCGGAUGGUCGAGGUUUAGACCCGCGGUUUGGAUCAGUAGCUAUAGUGGAAAUUAGUUGAAAUCGUCGCGGAUCGCGACAAGUGGGACAGAGUGAGACGGGAAACGUCGCGCGAGCGGAGAAAAUUCGUCCGCCCUGCCUGCAGUGUGCCACAGUACUACCCGGGAAAGGGUGCCAGUGAGGGAGAGAGAGAGAGAGAGAGAGAGCUAGAAAGCCUGGCCAGUGUGUAACCACCACGAGAUAUAACGGGUCCGAAGGAAUUUUCGAAUCUUGGAAUCAAACUAAAAAACAGUGCGGGGUGUCAAGUGUGUGUUUGGUGAUCUCGUGCAGUGCUGUGGGUUAUCGAUCGGGUUCGUGAUCUGUGUGUGGAUCAGGUGUGGAGCCGGAUUUCUGAGGCUGCUGUGCGGUGCAAUCUAAUGUGCAUCGCGUCUGCUUGGUCAUCACUACCACUGCAAUGCCCACAAGAUGGUUACUACUGUUCCUGGCCACGGCCGCUGCCAUAGGCACCUACGUGCACGCUUGGCGACCAUGUCCGGAGUUGGAUGCCGCCAUCAAACUACCCUGCCGAUGCAACAUCGAAGCAGUUGGAAACAAUAGCCAGUAUGGAUUCAUCGCCGUGGACUGCGAACGAACUGCACUAACGGGUGGCUUCCCGGCCGGCCUGCCGGUCAUUUCUCUCUCGCACAAAAGCAGUGGACUCUCCGCUAUUCCGGACCUCUCGAUGCUGAAUGCUGCCAUUAGGCGACUAGACUUUUCGAACAAUGCUAUACGAUCACUUCCGGAUAAGGCUUUCUCCGGUGUUGGGGAACACAUCACCGAAUUGCGUUUGGCCAACAACCUGCUCGGAGAUAACCUGAACCCGAUCUUUUCGACCACGGAGUUGCAAACCCUGAAGAACGUCAAGCUCCUGGACCUGUCCCGAAACCAGCUGAUGGCCUUGGACGAAGGAAUCUUCGUGGGUUGCCGCAAGCUGCAGGACAUUCAACUGGACGGCAACAAGCUGUCCGAUGUUCCGGCCACGUCCUUCAAGGAUCUUCCGGCGCUGAGGUUGAUCUCCCUGCGCAACAAUCUGAUCGAGAACGUUUCGGCUGAAUCCUUCGAGUUCUCGAACAAACUGGAACGGAUCGACCUGCGGUACAAUCGAAUUCAUACACUAAAACCCAAUGCCUUCCAAAGCCUACCUUCGAUGAAAGAGCUGCUUCUCGCAGGGAAUUUGAUCAGCGUAGUGGAUGAACGUGCCUUCAUGGGAGCUGACUCGAUCCAAAAACUGGAUCUCUCCGAUAACCUGAUCGGAGAGUUCCCGACGGCUGCUUUGAACUCGAUCGAGUCGCUCAAAGUUCUGAAUCUUUCUCUGAACAACAUCGACAAGCUGGAAUCGAAGCACUUGCAGCAGCUGAAGAACCUUCAAAUCUUGGACAUUAGUCGCAAUGUGAUCGCGUCGGUUUUACCUGGGACGUUCCGGGAGCAAACUUUGCUGAAAUACUUGGAUCUCAGUCUCAACUCGCUACGAACAAUUGAGGACGAUGCUUUCGAAGGUCUAGACAACCUCCAGACAUUGAUCUUGAGGGACAAUAACAUCUUGCUGAUCCCAGGAAGCGCCUUAGGCAGACUUCCCCGUUUGUCGAAUCUUUAUUUGGACUUCAACCGAGUGGCUGCCCUGUCCUCAAGCAUCCUGAAGUCGAUCCAACCGGAGAACAUUCGAUAUCUGUCACUCUCUCGUAACGUCAUCCGAGAGCUCCCAGCCAACAGCUUCACCUCGUUCAGGAAGCUUAUCUACCUGGAUAUUUCCGGCAACAGUCUGGGAGUGAUCAACGAAGACACCUUCGCUGGAUUGGACAACACGCUGAUGGAGAUCAAGAUGUCGUACAACAAAAUCUCAACCUUCCGGAAGAUCGUUCUGCCCAAACUACGCCGCCUGGACAUCAGUGCCAACAGCAUCGACGAUCUGGCGGUUGACGCCUUCCAUGGACUGAGCAACCUCCUGUAUCUGAACAUGAGUGGAAACGAGCACGUAACCCAGGUUACUCGCACCAUGAUCUACCCGCUGAACAAACUUCAGGUGAUCGACAUGAGCAACUGCGGUUUGAAGGGUGUGCAAUCGGAUCUAUUCCACAACAAUACCGAGUUGAGGAUCGUUCUCUUGAGUCACAACCACCUGAAAUCCGUUGACGAGAACACCUUCCUGGCUCUGAACAGCUUGUUCAAUGUUGACCUCUCGCAUAAUGAAAUCGCCACGAUAAAACCUCGAUCAUUUAUCAACACCGUCAAUCUGAGAACCCUGAACCUCCGCGGAAACAGCCUAAAGGAAUUCAAGGCCGACAUUUUCAACAGCGAAACAGCGAUGGAAACCCUUGAUCUCUCCGAGAACGAAAUCACCGCCUUCGCCUCGAACACCUUCCGGAUUCACCCACGGCUACGGAAGAUCGUCCUCGCCCACAACAACAUCCAGCGGUUUGCUCCCGAGCUGACCAACACCCUGGACUUCCUCGAGGUGAUCGACCUCAGCGGAAAUCAACUGAUCACCAUCGAUCAGCUGGACUUUGCCCGGUAUAUGAACCUGCGAGAGUUGUACUUUGCCGAUAACCACAUCGAGUUGGUCAACGAUAUGGCGUUCCACAACUCGACGCAGCUGCAGAUUAUCGACUUGAGCCAGAACAGGCUGGAUCGACUGACGGAGCGGAUCUUCGAGGGUUUGACGCGCUUGGAGCGGUUGGAUAUGAGUCACAAUCCGCUGCAGGAGCUUCCGGAGGGAUUGUUCGACAAGAGCCGGAUCCAGAAGGUGGAAAACUUAAUUUUGAAGAACAAUUCGUUUAAGUCGAUUCCGUUCAAUGCGCUGAAGGAUCAGUACGACAGCCUGUACACGCUGGACAUGAGCAGCAAUCAGUUGAAGGAUAUCCCGUCGACGAACACCUACAUGGUGAUGGUGAACAUCAAGCACAUCGACUUUUCGUUCAACGCGCUGUCCGAGCAGGCCAUCAAAAUGCUGCUGGAGCAACCGAAAACCGCUAGGAAGAUCAACUUGGCGGGAACGGGAAUCGAGCGACUGCCAAUCUUGGAAACUCCGUAUUUGCAGAUGUUGAACUUGUCCAUGAACAACAUCAGCGCGGUGGGCGACCGUGUGUUCGAGAAAACUACUUUGCUGGAAGUGCUGGACCUUUCGUCGAAUAGCUUGGAGAAUAUUGAUGCCAUGAAGCAGGUUUGGCCUAAAUUGGGUUUGUUGAGCUACUUGGAUCUUUCGAGGAAUCCGAUCAAGAUGAUCAUGGCGCAUGCGUUCGAUUCACUUGAAGCGCUGAAGGUUUUGAAGAUCCGCGAUCUUGGAGAGAUCUCCCGGUUGGAGAAGAAUGCUUUCAAGCCGUUGAACAGCUUGGCGGUGCUGGAGGCCUUCAAUUUCGCCAAACUAGGGUACAUUGAUGUUCAAGGAAUCCUGCAAGAGCUUCCGUCACUUGCUUCGAUCGAUAUUGAAGUGAAGGAUUCGGUUUUGGAGUCGGAUCAGCUCCAAGUUAUCGAUCACCCCAAGUUGAACCAUUUGGGACUUUAUGGAAAGAUGUUGCAAAGCCUAUCUUCUGGAAGCUUCGCUGGGCUCAGGAACAAGUUCUUGAGUGUCAGUUUGAAAAACACUUCGGUAACGUCACUGCCGCCAGCUCUGUUGUUCCCGCUGCCGCGAUCUUCGCACAUUGAUUUGGAUAUUUCUGGGUCGAAGAUCACAACGUUGAAUCAACCUUUCUUGAGUUCUAUGGACGAUCGCAAGAAUAGCUUGACGAUCACCGGUCUGGACGCAAAUCCGGUGCAAUGUGACUGCCAAGCUCGAGCUUUCCGAAGAUGGAUCAUGGCUGCCAAGAUCGCCGGAGUCAAGUGUGCUGCACCAGAAGGAGUUCGAGGACGACUGUUGAUCGAAGUGGGUGAUAAUGAAUUAGUCUGCGAGUCGAAGAAGCCUACAACGACGACAACAACCAGAACUUCAACGAUCUCGUUCACCAACUACACGUCUGGAUAUACUCAGGUUAUUACUAAGGUGACUCCAACGACUGAACAGGACAUCAUUUGGAGCGUUGCGCCAACAGCCAAGACCAAGGCCAAGACAAAGAUGCCACCGAUGAAGCCACCGAUGCCGAUCACUAACGAUGAUAUGCUGAUCAUUGGAAUUGUCGGUGGAGUGAUCGCUUUCAUCUUCCUGCUGGUGGUGAUCAUAUGUAUCUGCAGAGUAAGGAUGAACAACGACACCUAUCGGGGUCCUCCGAUAGGAAUGUCAACCAUGCAUCCUAACGGCAUGCAAGUGAACUACAAGAGCGGCAAAGGAACUCCGAUCUACCCGAUGGUUGCUCCCUAUGGACAGAAUUACGCCACGUUGCCCUACAAGCAAAGCUCAUCUCCGGAAGGACAGCCUCGACCCAACUAUUCGACGAUUGGACGAAUUCCCUAUCAAUACCAAAACCAGCACAUGAUGCCACCACCUUCGCAACUUUCAGCAGCGUCUAUGCACUCGGUACACUCAGGCCAGAACCCCUACAUGGCCUACCAGGACGACAAAGCCUAUCGAUAGUCUCCGUUUCACCCCAGAAUCCCCCAACUCCUCAAGAUUGAGAUUUUUCUUUUAGCCCUUAAUUUAUUUAUAACUGCUAAGUACAAUGUUCUGUAUUUUUAAAGCCCUAAUCGUAGAACAAGAAGAAACUGCCAAUCUCUUGUCACUCUGUCUGGGAAAUCUUCUGACCUGCAGGAUAUUAAGGAGUGUGACAGGAAGUCAUUACUUAGAAAAAAAAAACACGAAAAUGCUCAAAUCUAUGAUAACACUAAGUCGAGAACCUCCAUAGCCCCGUUUGCCGCGACGGAACAGUCUUCGUCGGAACUUGGCAAACGGGGUGUUUGUUGUUAAAUAGCUCCGUAGAAGAUGAACCUCAGAUCACAGCUGAUGUUUUUGUGUGGUGCUGAUACGAAUGCUACGUUGUCUCACACUAAAACACCUUGUUUCUGUAUGCAACUUUUUCGUUCGUAAAUGAAACAAAAACCAGUGAAUAAAUGUGCCCUCUAGGAAAAAUA